This is a messenger RNA of Drosophila willistoni, 2432 nucleotides long. RefSeq lists its product as uncharacterized. The record is from RefSeq and is a predicted model, not a curated record. Lineage: Eukaryota; Metazoa; Arthropoda; Insecta; Diptera; Drosophilidae. Gene Ontology annotation, cellular component: nucleus. Gene Ontology annotation, molecular function: transcription coactivator activity; protein binding. The transcript has 6 exons. The coding region runs from base 324 to 2150 and encodes 608 amino acids. Gene Ontology annotation, biological process: positive regulation of DNA-templated transcription.
UCAUCUCCACUGUGUUCACCUCAGAAUACUCGCUCUCGCUCCUACCAUUUUUUUUUUGCCACGGAUAUUGUGUAUGUAGUUUUAUAAUUGUGCUCAAAUAAAAUCAAGAAAAACUGCAUGAAAACGCAUUGCAAUUGCAUGCAAAUGUUGUCGACUGUGUGCUAGAUAAUAUGGCCUACUGGUUGAGAUUGAAAAAACGUUGCUAAUGCAGUUAAUAAUCAAUUAAAUACGGGAGUUCUCCUCAACGUCCACAUCGCUCACAUCUUGGUUAGAAACGGAAUCUCAUUGCUGUCCAAAAUUAUCCUCCCCCGACAACAAUUAUAAUGGUUUCCACCCGCCAAAUGAGUGGCAAUGCCGGAUCGGGGAAUGGCAAUGGCUCAGGUGGAUCCAAUACAGAUGAACAACCAGGAGGCCAGGAAGAGGCAGCCACACGUACUUCCGUAUUGAGGCGUUUUAAUCAGCAGCAGCAACAAUCGGCACCAACUUUUUUAAAUGGAAGCAACGUUGCAACGCGUCAUCAUUCAUACAACAUGCAGAUGCAACGUUCUUCCGGUUCCAGUGGCGGAGGAGCAGCAGGAGGAGCAUCUGAGUUAAAUCGUAUGCAGGCUCAAACACUCACUUUUCUCGAGUUACCCACGGAGUUAAUACAGAAGACUUUUGAAUACCUGGAUUAUAAGAAUAUCUCACAAAUACGAGUGGUAUCACAUCGAGUGAAUGAUAUUUGUAUGUCGAUGUUGAAUGGAGCAUUCGCUGGACAGAUCAAGAAUACAUUCAAACGCUUUCAGACGAUAAAGGCUAGUAUGCCACGUCGGGAGUCAGCUCGUCGUAAUCAUCCAUUAGCCUGUGAAUGUGACAUCAUUGAGACCUGUUAUAUGCGUUUAUCGCUGCUCCAGAUGUCCAUGGGGAAGCAUAUCGAACGUGGCCAUUGCUGUUUCUUUCCAGGAUCGAUACUGGAUGAAGUGAAUUCGAUAAUGAAUUAUAUCAGUAUUACGCCCAGAUUGCAGCGACCCUAUCGGGUGACAGAUGAACUCUUUGAUCUCUCCACCAUGGCCAUGGAGUACUUUAAGGAUCGCAUCGAGCCAACUUUACCUGGCUUGGCGUGCUUCAACAAGGACUUUUUCCAAUUGCCACCCACAACGAAACGACCCACUCUGGCCAUUGUCUCUGAUCUGGAGGAGAGCAGCGGUAGUGGAGGUAGCGGAAGUAGCAGCAGCAGCAAUUCGCCACCACAAAAUCACAUGGUAUUGCGCAAGGGCAUAAGAAAAAUCAAGGAGGGCAUGAGAAUGUAUAGUAAUCAAUUAGCAGUGCUACGCAAGGAUUUGUCCAGCUGCAAAAGAAAGUUGGGUGAACAGGGCAGGCAACUCGCUGAGCAACAGAAUCUAUUGACCGAACAGCAGAAACAGACACUCGAAUAUGCCAAUCGUCUGGAUGAGAAUGAUAAAAAGAAUGAAGAAAUGGCUCGUAAAUUCUCCACACUUUUACAGGAGCUAAACAAAUGUAAGACAGAGCUGCAAUUCUGGCGCUCCAAGAGCCCGGCCAUAUCCUCCGUAUGCAAUGCGUGCAAUCAGAAAGUAUCUCCCGUAUUACCACCCGAAGAUUUACAAGCGUUGGUCAAUCAGGGCGUUGAUCCGGAACAUAUAAUUAUCAUAAAUGAGGAUAACGAUGCAGAGAGCGAUGUCAGUGGUUGCGAAUUGAAGGAGUUUGCCUCGCCCGAUGAAUCGACCACGGCCAAGUUGUUGGCUGUGAAUACGGCCACAAAGAAUCUAAAACGCAAAUAUCCAUUCGUUGAGAGUGACGAGGAUAUUGAGGCCAUUGCGUCCACUUCCAAAGCAUCGGAAGAACAACAAUUAGCUGCGUCAGCUAUGCAGCAGGCUGCGGUAGCAACUAGCGGCGCAAUAGGAGGAGCAGGAGGACCAGUAGAGGUUGGCUCUAAUGGGGGAUAUUCGACAAAACUUUUCUAUGGCAAUCAUCAGCGUAGCGGUGUAAUUGUCAGUCCAGUGUCCAUGAAGAUGCCACAUCAGCAGCUGCAGCAGCAGCUGGCUAUCUCUGGCUCCUCCGUCACGGAGGAGGAGCCGGAGGAGUCGAAGAAAGCACGUAGAGUACAAAAGGCCAACAGAUGUGUAAAUACGCAUGGCAAGCGCAGUAAAUAAGCAUUAUCUACAUAUUAUAUACACAUAUUUUUUACAACUUAUUUACCAGAUAAGGGCAAAACAAAAAAACAAACAAAAAAAGGAAAAAAAAAAACAUGUAAGAAACAAAAAAAAACCAUGGGCUUGGUCCCAGCUCUAGAGUUAAAAGAGAAAUCAAAUUAAUUAUAUAUAUAUAUACAUAUAUAUAAAUCGAUUAUUAUUAUGAUUAUUAAUUAUUAAUGUCAAAUGCAAUAGGCAUACUGAUUAUUAUCAUUAUUAAACUCUACGUUCUUAUUGUUUAAA